CCUGGAUCUGUUCAGAUGCGACAGCGCAUGGAAAACAGUUCCUGGAUGAACAUCACGGCCGGUGUAGGCACAGAACUAAUAAUGCGGCAUCCUUGAUAUGACGAUAUUCCCAAUUCCUUUCGCUCAACGAUGGAUGAUCUUUCUGGUCUUGAUUGGUCUUCAGCCAACUCUGGCAAAGGCAACAAUAAACCUUCUAUGAACCCGAAGCCAAACCCUAUGAACCCACCUUCUUUCUACCCGAGCCUUCGUCCGACCCCAUCUCCUCAGCCUUCCGGCCGAUCUACGCCCCUCUCCGCUCAAGCCUCCGGCCUUACUACAUCUAAGCCGACUACCUCUAAACCAGCCGCCGACAGCUUCAGUAACCUCGUAAGCUUUAGUGGCGCCAAAGGCAAUACCAAUUUAAGCCUCCGAGAACGGCAAGAACAACUCGAGAAUCAGAAGCGUCAAAAGGAAGAAGAAGAAAGACGAAAGCUACAAUCACAAUAUGGAGCUGGUCAAUUCUGGGAUAAUAUAGGACAGGGCUCUACGCCUGCAUCUCGAACUAUCUCUCCGGCCGCCCAUUCGAUUGGUAGUGGGAUAGGUUCCCAGAAUGGACAUAAGAAGAACGAUGAUGAUGACCUCUUUGCUGCGUUCAACAGAGAUACCCAAGUUGACAAUGCCAGUCACUUUCCCCCGCCGGCCCAAGAGCAGUCUAGGAAAAAUACUCCAGCGAAUGGACCUCAACUUGAUCUAACUUCUGCAAGUGCAUGGAAUAAAUCUACUGCUUCAAAUGGUAAUGAGUUCGGGGAUGACGACGAUCCGUUCGGUUUGAAUAGAAUGAAGGGUCAAUCGCAGAAGCAGCCAUCUAAUGAUACGGAAGAUGACGACUUUCUAGGGGACCUCGGGAAACCAGUCGACGAAGUACGACGGAAAACUCAAGCAGCUCAGGCGGCUCAGGCAAAACCGGAACCGGGAAGACCCAUUGAGGAUUCCGACUCGGAAUCGGAACCCGAAGCUCCCCCAAGAGGGGAUAGCUCGGAUCCAUUUGACCAAGCCGUAGCUGAACUAGUUGACAUGGGAUUCACGGCUGAGAAUGCCAGGCGGGGUCUAACAGAAAGCGGCGGAGGCUUGAACAUUCAAGCGGCGGUCGGUUGGCUCUUAGAUGAUGCGCAUAGACAGGCUCGUAAUAAGCAAACUCCCUCAGACUCGACCACUGAACGACCGAGGAGGGAUGAUAACCGUUCUAGGAACCGUGGCAACCCUGCAUGGAUGAGUGAGGACCAGCAAGAUGAUAUUCCUUCGCGAAAAGAAAACCGGUCACCGGUUUCCGGAGACGACUUUUCAAAAAAGGCAGCAGCGAUGAGCUCGAGCUUCUUCAAGACGGCUAAUUCUCUUUGGAAGAGUGGACAGAAACAGGUCCAAAAAGCAGUCGCUGAUUUCCAAGAAACCGGUGAUCCUAGCCAACCAAAAUGGAUGCGAUCCGCUCAACUAGAGAGGUCACAUUCAGGAGGGAAUAUGUCUCAGGCCGCCACCGACGAGGCUAUGAUGUUAGAGUCUGGUGGAUCGCCAGAUAAACAGCCAUCUCGGCCUGCCCAAAGGCGAACUAACGAAGUUCGAGAUCGAUCUCCGGCCAUACCAAGCCGACCAUCCCCUCAUUCCUCAGGAGCACCCAAAUGGCAGCAAGCAGCACAACCAAACACGCGGGAUCCCCGAGCGCGGUUAAACAAGCAAGCUAUCGAAGACCAGAGUGCACAGGCUUACGUUAGUCCCGCGAGGAGGAAAAAGACAACACCUCAACCAGUAUCUCGACCGGAACCCGAACAGAACCUCCUUUUCGACCAGUCUACUUCAUCCGGACCUCAACGUCCUACCCGGUCACCAGCCCCCGUGACCAAGCCACCUACGCAAGCACCUUCAAAACCGAUUACACCUCGACCAUCCGCACCUACCAGAAAGGUACCUACUAUCCCUUCAUCGGUAUUAGAUGCCUCUACACGAUAUCGCCUUGAAGGAACUGCACAUUUCAAACGAGGAGAUUAUGAUGCCGCGCACACUAGUUACACUAACUCUCUAGCUGGCAUACCACAAUCGCAUCCUAUUUGCAUUAUUCUUCUCACUAACCGCGCGCUUACUGCACUAAAGACCGGCAGCCCCAAGCAGGCCGUCGGCGACGCAGAUGCCGCCAUUGGUAUCAUAGGACCUUCCCACGGUGAAGGCGAGAAAGUCGCGUUGCCCGACGGCGAGUCCCGCGAUAUGAAGGAUCUAUAUGGUAAGGCGCUCAGUCGGAAAGCGGAGGCGCUUGAACAGAUGGAGAAAUGGGCGGACGCCGGAAACGUUUGGCAGCAAUGUGUGGAAGCGAGUGUUGGUGGUGCCAAUGCUAUCGCCGGCCGGCAGCGGUGUCAAAAAGCACUUGCUCCUAAACCUAAACCUGUCCCGAAGCCAGCACAGGUCGUCAAACCUCGCCCAAAGCCAUCUGCUAUAUCAGAUCUCACUCCACAGAAAAGCUCGGAGGCAGUACAACGCCUUCGAGAAGCCAACAAGGCGGCCGAAGCAGCCGAUGACGAGAAGUUUGCUCUCAGCGAGAAGGUUGACGCAAGAAUCGCGGCUUGGCGAGACGGCAAGAGGGACAAUCUACGGGCUCUUCUUGGGAGUCUCGAUACGGUGCUAUGGGAAGGCAGCGGAUGGAAGAAAAUUGGCUUGCACGAAUUGGUAAUUGCAAACAAGGUCAAGAUACACUACAUGAAAGCCAUUGCAAAGUGUCAUCCUGACAAGAUACCGCAAGACGCGAGCACGGAGGUAAGACUUAUUGCCGGCACAGUCUUUGCCACUCUCAACGAGAGUUGGGAUAAGUUCAAAGCCGAGAACGGGUUGUAAAUACAGACAAUGCCUUGAAUGCCAUAGAUCAAGGUGAUAUAUCAAAUUUCAAAAGAGCGGUUAUAGAAAUAAGAAGACGAAUUUAGGGUGCGGCGCAGCAUCGACCAAUACUAAUUCGGAAUUCCGUGAAUAUUGAAGCCAUGGCGCGGCGAGUAUAAGGAUUCCCAGGGAUUAGACACGGUCAAACCAACAGUGGCGAUUCGCCUUGGUUUUGAAUAGCAUCAGUCCAUCCUAUUGUUACCCCGGAUUCCCUAAUUCUGGGGUUCGUCGCAUGGUGCCGUUCCUCCCGUACUACCCCGGAUGCCCGGACCAGAUUGAUGGAUGUUGUUGAAGAAUUCGGACGUUGUGUAAGUACACUAUAUCACACAAGUUUCAAAGAUCGGGAGAAGUUCCGAUCUCGUUACCCCUUUGAAGAUAUGAUUUGUAAUAAUGAACGCGACGACGAGAUAACUUCGAGUUUUUAAGCAGUUGUC
Molecule: messenger RNA, 3326 nt
Organism: Annulohypoxylon maeteangense
Lineage: Eukaryota; Fungi; Ascomycota; Sordariomycetes; Xylariales; Hypoxylaceae
Exons: 3
Coding region: 130-2853 (907 amino acids)
Biological process (GO): clathrin coat disassembly; clathrin-dependent endocytosis
Cellular component (GO): intracellular membrane-bounded organelle; vesicle; cytoplasm
Molecular function (GO): clathrin binding
Source: RefSeq, a predicted model, not a curated record